This is a messenger RNA of Larimichthys crocea (large yellow croaker), 3467 nucleotides long. It is a transcript of the gene col26a1, whose product is annotated as collagen, type XXVI, alpha 1. The coding region runs from base 1 to 1350 and encodes 449 amino acids. Lineage: Eukaryota; Metazoa; Chordata; Actinopteri; Sciaenidae. Gene Ontology annotation, molecular function: protein binding. The record is from RefSeq and is a predicted model, not a curated record. The transcript is spliced from 15 exons.
AUGUUGCUACCGGUGCUGUCCGCUCACGCUGGUCUGAGAGUGGGACACGUCCUCCUUCCUCCUGCGGGAGCCUGUGUGGAGCCUGAAGGCCCAGCAGGGGGCGCUGCCCACCAGCACGGCAUUACUGUCCAGCGGCAGCGCAUCAAGUCGGAACAGAGCGGCAGCACUGGACCGCCAGGUACCGGGUCCCGUACUCAACUCAGGAACUGGUGUCAGUACACUGUUUCCAGAACAGUGUCCUGCCAGGUGCACAAUGGGACAGAAACCACAGUGCAGAGAGUGUUUCAGGGCUGCCGAUGGCCCGGACCCUGCUCCAAAGUCAUAAGCUACAGGACCGUGAUCAGGCCGUCCUUCAAGGUUGCCUAUAAGCAGGUCACUGCGCUGGAGUGGAGAUGCUGUCCAGGGUUUGUAGGAGAAGAGUGUCGUGAAGAGUGUCUGAACUGCACCAGUUUCACUGACAUGAACAGCAGAAUAAAUGCCAUCGAAUCAAAGAUCAAGAUGUUAGAAGAGGGACGUUCAUCCUUGCCGACAGUCAGCAGUUUACCAGAGGGCUCAACGUAUAACGAGGUGGACGCACCCCAACCCACUCCUAUAGGACUGCCGCCGUACCUGCCGCCAGCACCAGGAGGCAGAGGGCCUCCAGGGCCCAUCGGACCACCGGGGCUUCCAGGUUCUGCUGGACCUCCGGGCCCAGCUGGAAGAGCAGGCCUCCCUGGACCCAUCGGAGCGAAGGGGGACAGAGGCCUGCCUGGAGAAAUAGGUCUACCCGGCCCUCCUGGUGUGCCGGGUCCUCCAGGGCCGAGCUUUUCUCCUAUCCGAGAGCGAGGAGAUGUUUUUCGUGUGGACAAUCAAGAGGAGAUCUCCGCCCAUGAAGCUACUCAAAUUGUAGUCGGGCCCCGUGGUCCAACUGGUCCCGUCGGCCCCUCAGGCCCUCCAGGACCGAGAGGACCAGCAGGGAUACCAGGCCUGCCAGGACAAGAUGGGAAAGAAGGCCUCCUUGGAAAGCCAGGGGAUGCUGGACCUAAAGGGGAUCCAGGGGAAAGGGGGCCUCCAGGUGUAAUAGGCGAGCAUGGUCUACCUGGAGCACCAGGGCUGAAAGGAGAGCCGGGAGAAGGCUUGAAUGAGGGCGAGGCCGUGCAGCAGCUCAGGGAGGCCCUGAAGAUCCUGGCCGAGAGGGUCCUGAUCCUGGAGCACAUGAUCGGCAUUCAUGACAACUCUGAGGGAUCUGGAUUUGGCAGCGUUUCGGACCCCCUGUCUUUCCCUGCCAUAAAGAUCAAGCGCCUUCAGCCUGUUCAAAGCCUUCCUCAAAGUCCAGUACUGGAGGAGAGACACAGACGAGCUCCUCUUUAAGAGUAUACUCUAAUAUUCUGUAUGUAUGUGUAUAAUGGUGACGGAUGAGGUUGAUUUUUUUGUUUGUUUAUAUCACGUUUCUUAUACCUGUUUUAUUACACUUUAUUUGCUUAUUAUUGUCACAUUAUUAUUGUCUGUUGCUGUACAAACAAAGCUCUUUGCAGACAUGAGAUGUUGAGCAUUUCAUCCGCAUUAAAGGCUUUUUUUUUAGCCUUCCUGACCCUGCUGCUGCAUGAUCCUACAUAACCCGCAGCAGCAAUUGAACAACGUUGUACAAUGAAAUAUUAUCUCAUAAAGUGUUAUGAAGGUUUUGGCAUCUUCCUUUCCUCAGAUAAAACACUGCCUAGUAAACACAUCAGUUUCCUUGGCUGAUGUUGCAAAGCUCCUCAGGCUGCGAUGUGAGUUCCCGAGAGCUGGACCCAAAAUAUACUAUUUAGUGUCAAACACAUUUUUGGAACAACCUCGGGGUUAGUCUCGUGUUAGCCUGUCAAACAUAUUUCUUCCUUUCUCUUCUUUCUGUCUCUCUCUGGUUGCCUUGUUAAAGCUGAGGUAAGACAUGACAAGCUGCCAAGAAUAUCUGCUUAAAAUAAAGUUAGAUGAAAUGAAUAGCAUCUGGAGAGCGCACAUCUGGAAAGCUAAAGGAGGGAGAUACUGAAACAGUUGAGUUCUGUCCUGGAAACUGUAAACCUCGGCUCGGCUCCAGUGCACCUUCAUGUGACAAUAUUACUUUGACUGCCUCUGAGAUUUGUUUCCAAACUGAUAUGAUUAUUGUAUAAUGAGUCUCUGAGAGACCAAGCUUGUUGGCUAAAGCGUUGACCAUGUCUGGUACAAUCUUUGUUUUCUCCAUUACCUGGUUCAUAUGUAAAAGAAAUUGUUUGGCAUUUUGGGAUCUAAGCUCAUUUGCUCUCUUUCCAAGACUUAGAUUAAUAUCGCUCUCAUGUUUGUACGCUAAAUAUCAAACUGGGGUCUGCAGCUGGUUAGCUUAGCACCAAGACGGAAAACCAACAGUAAAAAUAUCAGAAUCCUUGAGCCAGCACUCGCAACAAUGCUGCGAUCAUAUCAUAUCAUUCAUACUAAAGUUUUAAGCAACCAAGUGUGAAAACUGUUCAUGUCAGCCUCUUAUUGAGGCCUAUAAUUUGAUUUAGAGAACCGAUCUGGUGAAAAGAAGUAAGAAAACAACUGGAAAAAGGCUCAUUGCUGAUAGUUAUAUCUAAAUAAAAUUCAAUAUAAACACUAGUUAUAUAGUUUGCUCCAGUGUGUGAGAUUUAGAGAGUAUUUAGAGAGAGUAAUUAAAAAGUCAUAUGCUUAACUACAAUUUUUAUCAACUGAAAAUAAGGUAAUUAUCUUAGAAUGAGACUUUUAUAUCUACAGACACGUUGCAGGUCCUCUUUCACGGAGUCUGCCAUGUUGAACUACUGUGUUUGAAGCCAGAAAGGACAAACAGGUGUGUUAACAUUGUAUUCAUGUGUGAACUGCUACAAAAGAAUCUCAUUUAUUAUUGUUACAAGGUUAUUAAAGGUCGUGAUCUGUUUUGGAUAUUGCAUGAAGACUCCCUAGUCGUAGUAAUUGGAAAUUUUCCUGUUUGUCCUGUUCUACCCGCAUAUCCGCAUAAGUCACUGCACCCAAAAAUUUGUCACGUAACACCUGUGUACAUUUAGUUCUUUGUACAGAUCAAACAAGAACAAAACAAGACUGAUGUUAGUUUUGGACAGAGUCGAGCUAGCUGUUUCUACCUGUUUCCAGUCUUUGUGCUAAGCUAAGGUAACUAGCUUUAUAUUUAACAUAAAAGUGGUAUCGAUCUUCUUGUCUUACUCUCUGCAAGAAAGCAAUCAAAUGUCUUUCCUGAAAUGUCAAACGAUUUCCUCGUUCUUAUUUGCAGAAGAGAUGAACCUGCCUGUUCAGUCUCUGAUCACUUAUCGUAUGUCACAGACGGCUUUUUAUUGAUGUAAUCUUUUAAAUGCAGCUGUGUUGUCGAGUCUUGUGCAUGUUUCAUUAUCUUUUAUACUAAACAAUGUUCAGGUGUGCUUUGUUGUUUUUCAUUUGCCAAACACUGUGCUCAGCAGAUAUUUAUCUGUGUUGAUUAUUGAAGCGAGAUUAAAGUCACAACAACAAAGGGA